This is a messenger RNA of Catharus ustulatus (Swainson's thrush), 3285 nucleotides long. RefSeq names its product prolactin-releasing peptide receptor-like. Gene Ontology annotation, cellular component: plasma membrane; neuron projection. Lineage: Eukaryota; Metazoa; Chordata; Aves; Passeriformes; Turdidae. The record is from RefSeq and is a predicted model, not a curated record. The transcript has 2 exons. Gene Ontology annotation, molecular function: neuropeptide Y receptor activity; neuropeptide binding. Gene Ontology annotation, biological process: G protein-coupled receptor signaling pathway. Bases 177 to 1262 code for a protein of 361 amino acids.
UGAGAACGGCUGUGCCGGAGACUCCCGGUGAACACCCUGCGAAGGGGACGCUCCUCCUCAUCCUCCUCCUCGGGCGGCUCCCAGCCCUGGGCAUCCCGGACCCCUCGGAGAGCUCACAGGCUUCCGUGUGCUUGGCUUUGAGUUGUGGAGAAGCUGCAUUGGCCACAGGGGCUGCCAUGGCUCAGCUGCCCAAUGACUCCUGGCACAACAACUCCGCCCUGAUCUUCGCGGGCCUGGACCUGCUCCUGGAGCUGAAGCCGCUCUUCAUCCCGCUCUACGCCACGCUGGUGACGGUGGCGUGCAUCGGGAACCUCUUCCUCAUCCUCCUCAUCGCCCUCACCAAGAAGCUGCACUGCACCACCAACUUCCUGAUCGGCAACCUGGCGGUGGCCGACUUCGUCAUGUGCCUGGCCUGCGUCCCCCUGACCGCCGCCUACGCCUUCGAGGAGCGGGGCUGGCUCUUCGGCAUGUUCAUGUGCCACUUCGUCACCCUGCUGCAGGCUGCCACCGUCUUCGUGUCGGUGCUGUCCCUCACGGCCAUCGCCAUCGACCGCUACGUGGUGGUGGCGUACCCGAUCCGCCGGCGGAUCAGCCGCAGGGCCUGCCUGGGGCUCGUGGCCUGCAUUUGGCUGCUGGCCAUCGUGGCCUCGGUGCCCACCUCGCUGCACACCCACUACCUGGACCUCAACGCCAUCGGCCACGACAUGAUCAUCUGCGAGGAGUUCUGGAAGCACGAGGAGAGGGAGCGGCUGCUGUACUCGUGCCUGAUGCUGCUGCUCUCCUACAUGCUCCCGCUGCUGGCCGUGUCCGUCUCCUUCUGCGCCAUCACCUACCACCUGCGCAGGAGGAACGUGCCGGGGGCCGCCCGGCACUGCCAGGACAAGUGGACCAGGACCAAGCACAAGACCUUCCGGGUGCUCACCAUCUCCGUGGUCUGCUUUGCCGUCUGCUGGCUGCCUCUGCAGGUGGUCAACUUCAUCCGGGACAUCGACGAGGAGUUCACCAUCCUGGACAAGAGGUACGUCAACGUCAUCCAGGUCUCGUGCCACCUGAUCGCCAUGAGCUCUGCCUGCUACAACCCCUUCAUCUACGCCUCUCUCCACGACAAGUUCUGGUUCCACCUCAGCAGCUGCUUCUACCGCAAAAAGCAGAGCUCCAGGACCACGUCCUGCAAGGCUUCCCGCUUCAACACCUGCUCCACCCUGGCAGAUGCUCCCACGGGGCCCUCGGACAAGAUAGCUCUGCAAUCCAGGUUGCCUUAGCCAGGGCACCUCCAGGGAUUGGGUUUGCAUAGCCCUAUAUCCCAAACCAUGCCUGGGACAUAUCCCUGUAUCCCAAAUCACAGCUGGUUUUAGUAGGUGUCCAGUGCCACAUUUAGAGCUCAAAGACCUCACCCCACGGUUUAUGCAGGAGGUGCAUCAGUUCCUGAGCAAAGCAAGCACCCAUUGUGUGAAAAACUCUUUGGAGAGCGCACAUCUUCAUUUUGUAGGAUAUAGAUUGUUCCUAAGCAACAGGCAGCACUUAGUGCCACGGGAAGAGGUCGACCUGCACGGGGAGCCGUGAAAUUGCUGCGCUUUUAUCCUUUAAAAUUCACCUUACUGGUGAAGAGACAAUGUAGGCUCAGAGAUGUGCAUUCUGCAGGUGCAGAUGGGGACAUGUUUGGAACGGGAGUGACUUUCAUAACCUGCUUGGCCUGCUGGAGAAGCAGCCCCUGUAACCAGACAGGUCAUCCCAGUUCCUCCAGCCCAAGGCGCAGAUGCAGCUGGGCACAGCCAUGAAGUCAUCGCUGCUCUUCAUGGCCAAGUAGGACUCAAAAGAUCUCAAGUGAUGAGUUUGCUGGGAAUGAUGUGUCAAAUCCUGCUCCCAGAGAAGUUCAGCUCGGUGUAUAUCCACAUUCAGGGUCCUGCAGAGGAGGUGGGAAUCCCAGUGCCAGGCUGUUCUACCCCAGAAGCUGCCAGAUGAAGGCUGGGUUUGCUUGUCCGUGCUCCUCGGGGUCCGAGGUGCCUCUGUGCCCUCUCAGACUGCUCUGUGCAAGCAGCACAUGCAGAAGGCAGCGUCUCCUGACACCCAAUUCCCAUCUAGAUUUUAACCUCUUGAUUUCGCAGGAGAAACCCUUGGGAACAGCUCACAGGCACCAGCACCGCCAUAGGCACCACAGCUCAGGGCCAUGGCAGCUCCCGUGCCCUGCUCUGUGGGGCUGAGCCGUGACUCCCCACUGCUCCUCAUGCCCAAGGACAGCACCUCAAAGCCCCCAGGGGACAGCUCCUCAGCCCUGCAGGGACCCUGCCCAUGGCACUGGCCAGCAUUCCUGAUUCUGCCAGCAGCUCAGGAACAUCCAGGGCAGACACAGCUGGCUGCAGUCCAACAGGGUCCCCAGUCCACUCCCCUUAUGCCUACCCACAAGCCGGCUCACCUUCUGGCUGAGGCCCUCAGAAGGACUCGUGAUCUUCUGUGGGGUGGCAGCAGAGACAGGGACCCAUCCCACGCAGUGCUGCUGGCCUCUGUCGCGUUCCCACAGAGCACAUCCCUCCUCGGCUUCCUGCAGCUUCCCUGGGCUGCCCAUCCCAGAGGGGCCAACCAAGGCAGAAUGUUCCUCUUUGUCCUUCCUGUAAUAAAGGCUUCAAGAGCUCGGGCUGUGUGUGUGUGUAUUGAUGUGAAUUCCACAAAAUCCAGAAACUGCAGCUCACUCACUUCCCAGGUGAUGCCAGCUUGGAUGUGGUUACUUCUGUCCCAGUCCUGGGCAGUGGCAGAUCCUUGGAGGUCAGGCUGGGAUUAGUGCUGGACCAGGUUGCUCCCAGCGCCAUCCAGCCUGGCCUUGGACAUUUCCAGGGAUGGAGCAGCCACAGCUUGUCCAGGCAACCUGUGCCAGGGCCUCACCAUCCUCAGAGCCAAGAAUUGCUUUCCAGUAUCCCAUUUAACCCUGCCCUCUGUCUGACUGAAGCCAUUUCCCUUGUCCUGUCACUGCUGGUGUUGAUUCCUUCUCUCUUCAUUUCAUCCCAUCACAAUCUCUAUUACUUCACUCUUGAUUAAAACCCCUGAAUUUCCCUAAAUUACUCUUCCUAGCCUUUUUCUCCCCCCAGCUCCCAGCUCCACCACCCACUCAUUCCCAUCACUGCAGGACCAUUUAAAAUCCAUAUAUCCAUCCUGGAGAACUGAUCCACAAAGAGGAUGACAUUUUCUCUUCCAUGUUUCCAGACUAGACUAGAAUUUGCAGUUAUUGAGCACUGGGAAAGAAAAUCCCAACCCUCGGGUCCCCCGUUGAGAUGUUUUGCUCAUUCCCCAAAU